This is a messenger RNA of Aegilops tauschii subsp. strangulata, 441 nucleotides long. Lineage: Eukaryota; Viridiplantae; Streptophyta; Magnoliopsida; Poales; Poaceae. The record is from RefSeq and is a predicted model, not a curated record.
AUGCAUGUCGCACCACAGCCGGCGCUCGCCCGCUGCGCCCACACUCACACACUCGCCGCUGCCCCACUGAACCUCGUCGCCGCGGCCACCGCACGCAUGCACGCCACUCCGCUCGCCGGCCUCUCUGCUCUGCUUCCCACCGCGCGCGUCGCCGCAGCCACUGCUCGCCCCGGCCUCGCCUUGCCGCUUUGCCAGCGACACUGCAACUCCGGCGCGCUGUCCUGGCCUCCCCGUGUUGCCACGCCGCGCCGGCCACUGCUUUCCAACGCCGCGCCGCCCGGCCUCCUCGCCCCGCUCACCGCUCCGCGCUCGCGCUCCCCUGCCGCCCCCGUGGCGCCUCGGCGUCGGUCGCUUUCGCCGGCCACCGCGUCCCCGCGGUUGUGCCCGCUCGCAGCACUCGGGGCUGCCCCGCCCGCAGCCCCGUUAACCCACACCCGUUAG